Molecule: messenger RNA, 822 nt
Organism: Eremomyces bilateralis CBS 781.70
Lineage: Eukaryota; Fungi; Ascomycota; Dothideomycetes; Eremomycetales; Eremomycetaceae
Exons: 1
Coding region: 197-751 (184 amino acids)
Source: RefSeq, a predicted model, not a curated record
UAUGUGUGGCAAUUCUUACGUCUGCUAGACUGCCAAAUGUGCCACCAGCAUUCUACCAGCGAUCCUGAAUAUAAACCAGCUGCCUCUUUCGGUUGUUCCACUUGCAUGGUGCGUGGGUAGUCCGGAAUGUCGGACCCAUCUCCACGGCAAUCCUGUAUUUUCGGCAUGCCCCUUGUCAGCUCAUUCUGGCCUCUGCAUGACUGGACGCCUCCGCAAUUCUAUUCAGUGUCGAAGUACCACGUCGUUAAGCUUCAGUUUAUUGUUUCUAUCGGCUGCUGUGACCUCCCAUUUCUUGGUGAACAGCAUGGCUUUGCAGGUUCCUGUAACCACAGACACUUUUUUCCGCCCGUGGCUCAUCCUCGUGGCUUUUCGCUCCCGCAUGAACGCGCUCACAAUUGAUGUAUUACCUGCCAUCGAGAUCGCUCCAGUUUCAAUGGAUCAUCGUAUACUUGCACAAGAAAAUAGGCGAGCAAAAUGUGGAAAGGCGGUUUGGAAAUUAAACAUGGCGUUGAGUCGAAAGAAACUUGUCAAAUCGGAUUCUAUUGGGAUUAUAUGUGAAUCCAUUGUGGCGCUUGGGCCGUGGCCCGGAAUGGGAGGAGUCAUGGCGGAAAUAACGGAAUGCGAUUCAUUGGUAUUGACGGCGGCGCUGAGCCCCGAUCAGACAGCCACUGAUAAGGGGCACACACUGAUACGGUUCAUACCAUCCGCCGGGCCAAGAGACUCUAUUAUUGGUCCCCGGGUGAGGAAAUAAUCAUGUGACUGCUCAGGACAACGAAAUGAGCACGCGGCUCCACUUAAAAUGCUCAGUUUAGCUUUACGUUG